ACCAUCACCCCUCAACCAGACCAGAUGGUAUACUCAUUUUACAAUAUUUGUUUCACUAAAUAUACUAACCAGUCCUUCAAACGGUGAGCUUCUAUCAAAAUAGUCCGGAAGUGAUGGCAUCCUCUUCCUUCUACUCAUCCCACCACCAACGCCUCCUUUCCAUGACAAAACUCAUAACAUCCCACGUAAACCAAUCCCGCCACAAACAAGCUCUCUCAAUCUUCCACCACAUCCACACCACCUUACCCAUCCCCCUCGACCCACACGUCUUCACCCUCAUCCUCAAAUCCUGCACCGCCCUCCACCUCCCCCUCCUCGCCACCUCCAUCCACUCCCACCUCAUCAAAACCUCCUUCCUCACCUCCAACCACUUCCUCUCCUCCUCCCUCAUCAACUUCUACGGCCACUGCAUCUCCCUCAACUCCGCACGCAAACUGUUCGAGGAAACUCCUCAACCAAAUGUCGUCGUUUGGAACUCCAUCAUCGCACUCUACUCCCGUUCACAACACAUUACAUCUGCUAUUAAUCUCUUUCACCUCAUGAAUGUACCUCCCAAUGAAUCCACUUUCAACCCGAUUAUCGCCGCUUUAUCAUCUUCAUUAUCACCAAAUCAAAACAAUGCUUCGUUUCAAGCUGUGAACUUCUACCGGAAAAUGAUUGAGUUGAAACUAAAGCCAAGUUUGAUCACGCUUCUCGCCCUUCUACGCGCGUCUGUUUUGACUGCGGCUUUGAAUUUGAUUAAAGAGAUUCAUGGUUAUGGGAUAAGGAAUGAUAUUGAUUCAGAUCCUCAGUUGAGUAGUGGGUUGAUUGAAGCUUACGGUAGGUGUGGUUGUUUAACGAAUUCACGUAUAGUAUUUAUGAGGAUGAGGGAAUGCGAUAAAGAUGUAGUUGUUUGGAGUAGUUUGAUAUCUGCUUGUGCAUUGCAUGGGGAAGCUAGGGAAGCUUUGGAGAUUUUUCGAGAAAUGGAGGUUUCGGGUGUGAAGCCGGAUGGGAUUACUUUUCUUGGUGUUUUGAAAGCUUGUAGUCAUGCUGGGUUGGAUGACGAGGCGUUGGGUUGUUUCAUGAGGAUGGAUAGGGAUUAUGGCGUUGAGCCGAAUAGCGAGCAUUAUUCUUGUUUGGUUGAUGUUUUGAGUAGGGCGGGGAGAUUGUACGAAGCUUAUGGGGUUAUUAAAGGGAUGCCUGUGAAGGUGACUGCUAAGGCAUGGGGUGCUCUUCUUGGGGCUUGUAGGAAUUAUGGAGAGUUGGGGUUGGCUGAGAUUGCGGCCAGAGCUUUGGCUGAGAUUGAGCCGGAUAAUGCUGCGAAUUAUGUUCUGUUGGCUAAGAUUUAUGCUAGUGUUGGGAGACAGGAGGAGGCUGAUAGAAUGAUUAGGGGAAUGAAAGAGAAAGGAGUGAAGACUACGGGUGGUAGUAGCUGGGUUGUGUAUUCCGAGUCCCGGGAUUAACUGUGUUGGCUAAAUAUGAUUUUAAUUUGCAGUCAUGGCUGAGAUGCGGUUUUCAAAAUUGUUGUAAGUCGCUGACAAAUGUUGUUUGUGUGCCCCCGCAUUUGGAGUCUCAAAGUUCUCAAGAACUGUUGAUGUUUUGGCCACAUUGAUUGUUUUUUGCAGUGGAUGUGAAGGAAUGCAGAGAGAAAAUGUCGUGGCCAUGGAAACUAGCACGCCAACAAUUGUUUUUGCGGAUCAUAAUUUAAAAGAUAAAACUUACCUAGAGUAUUAUAGUUCUUGUUCUAAACUAAAAAGCACUAUUUUUAGGCAUAAAAAGUUUGGACAAUUAUGAGCACUGAGUAGCUAUGAGUGUUUAUUGUCAAGUUUAGUAGAGAACAACACCUAAGACUGAAGUGUUGUGUUUUGAAUGGAGGGGCAGAGGAUUGAACUUGAAAGCUUAUUGGUGAUUCGGGUCCCUUUGGAGAGGAUGAGGUUGACUUGUAGCUAACAGAGGCAGGUUCGACUCGGUACUUGCACUUCUUGUUAAUGUCCUUUUGAAUUUUCUGGUUCUAACACUUGACAUGACUUUGUUGUUUUAAGAUCUUAUCCCUCAUGUAUUGAUUGAUAUUUCUCAUGUAAUUUGUUUGAUUAUAAUGUACGGUAGACUUGAAUAAUGUUUAGUUAGCUUGUAUUGUAUAUGACCAAAGUCACUCUCGAUCUCACCGAGUUUAGGGAAAUGGAGAAUCAAGAAUGUGUUGAAACGUUUGAGAAAGUCACAUGGAAAAUUGAAAACUUCUCUCGCGUGAAAGCAAAAGAGAUUUAUUUGGAGCCUUUUGUACUUGGCGGGUAUCCAUGGAGAAUUAUUCCGUAUCCCCUGGGGAACAAUGUUGACGACAAUUACAGAAGAAUCUAACAAGGAGUUAUGUUCUGUUGGCUAAGAUUUAUGCUAGUGUGGGGAGACAGAAGGAGGCCGAUAGAAUGAUUAGGGAAAUGAAAGAGAAAGGAGUGAGACUAGGGGUGGUAGUAGCUGGUUGUGUAUUCCGACUUCCGAGUAUUGAGAUUAACUGUGUUUGUCAAACAUGAUUUUAAUUUGCAGUCAUGGUUGAGAUCCGGUUCUUAAAAUUGUUGUAAAUCGCAGACAAAUGUUGUUUGUGUGCCGCAAUUGGAGUUGCAAAGAUCUCAUGAACCAUUGAAGUUUUGGCCAUAGUGAUUAUUUUUUCGAGUGGAUGUGUGGACAUUAGAUAGUUUUGAAGCUACUACUCUGAGCUUCUAAAGGAAUGCAGAGCAAAAAUGUCAUGGCUAUGGAAACUAGCAUGCCACAAACUGUUUUUCGAUUGAGAUAGUCGGUGAAGUAUUGUGUCGGUGAAGUGUUGUGUUUUGAAUGGAGGAAUAGAGGAUUGAACUUGAAAGGAUAUUGGUGAUUCGGGUCUCUUUGGAGAGGAUGAGGUUGACUUGUAGCUAACAGAGGCAGGUUCGAUUUGGCACUUGCACUUUUUGUUAAGGUCAUUUGAAUUUUGCGGUUCUAACACUUGACAUGACUUUGCUGUUUUAAGAUUUCAUCCCUCAUGUAUUGAUUGAUAUUUCUCAUGUAAUUUGUUUGAUUUUUAUGUAUGGUAGAUUUGAAUAAUGUAUAGUUAGCUUGUACUAUAUAUGGUUUAGGAGUACUUUAAUAGUUUAUGUAAAUAUCAAUGUCCUAACUUCAAUCAUAUCUAUUAUAUUUAU
Vicia villosa (hairy vetch) is the source of this 3143-nucleotide messenger RNA. Its product is annotated as putative pentatricopeptide repeat-containing protein At1g03510. The transcript has a single exon. The coding region runs from base 114 to 1442 and encodes 442 amino acids. NCBI's taxonomy places the organism in Eukaryota, Viridiplantae, Streptophyta, Magnoliopsida, Fabales, Fabaceae. Gene Ontology annotation, biological process: RNA modification. Gene Ontology annotation, molecular function: protein binding; RNA binding. The record is from RefSeq and is a predicted model, not a curated record.